AUGGUCAACACCGCUGCUGCCAACCCUACCAUUCCCGAGACGCAGCAACCUGACACCCCUGCCGUCGCUGACUCCAGUGAGAACCCCCUGCCAGACCUGGACUAUGUGGUGCCUAAUCCUGAGGAGCACCUGAAGCUGUUGGUCGCUAUGCGGAAAGCAUGCGGGUGGGAAGCUGGCAUGGUCCCAACAUGGUUCAUUCAACAAGCAGAUGGCACCCGUGUCAUGUCAAUCUUCUACCUCCCGGGAACCACAACCCCCAUCGGAAUGGGCGCCGUCGAACUCCAAGAUUUCGAUCAAGCCGACAAAGACGUCGCCGACAUCGACUCCAAACGUGGUUGCGUCGUCUCGCUCUUCCUCUACAAACAAUACCGCGGCAAGGGGUACCUUGGCAAGAUCUUGAGUAUUUGUGAAGAGAUUGCGAGAGGGAAGGGGUUGAAGGUGUUGACGAUUUAUGGGUUGGCCAAAGCGGGUGGGUAUGAGAAGUUCGGGUAUAAGACGUUCAAGAUGGCGGUGAGGAAUUAUGGUGGAGAGAAUAAUUGGGAGACGAGAUACCUGGAGAUGGUGCUUUGA
Molecule: messenger RNA, 570 nt
Organism: Linnemannia hyalina
Lineage: Eukaryota; Fungi; Mortierellomycota; Mortierellomycetes; Mortierellales; Mortierellaceae
Source: the annotation of a GenBank genome assembly